AUGAUGAUAGCAGCCGUUAGCCAUUUCGAUACUUGAAGCUAGCUAGCGUUGGCUGACGCUCGUAUGAUUCCUAUAAUACAAAUAAUUAUCUAGUCAGCAAGAGAGAUAACUAGCUAACUAAAUCUAUAGCUGAGGUGGGAAAGUCAACUGAAGGAAACACUGGCUACCUAGCUCGCUAGGUUAGGUCUAAAAUAAGUUGUGUCAAACGUCAACCAUGGCAUUUAGUAAAGGAUAUCGUAUUUAUCACAAGCUGGACCCGCCGCCCUACAGCGUGAUUGUGGAAACAAGAAAUCGUGACGAAUGCUUGAUGUUCGAGUCUGGAGCUGUCGCGGUUCUGUCGGCAGCAGAAAAGGAGGCUAUCAAAAACACAUACACCAAGAUGCUGGACGCUUAUGGCAUCCUUGGAGUUCUUCGUCUUAACCUCGGGGACUCCAUGCUGCACAGUUUGGUGGUGGUGACUGGGUGUAGCUCCGUGGGAAAGGUGCAGGACUCGGAGGUCUUCCGGGUCACAGCCACAGAGUUUGUGUCCCUGAAGAAUGACCCGACUGAUGAAGACAGGAUCUCUGAGGUGCGGAAGGUGUUGAACUCUGGGAGCUUUUACUUCGCCUGGUCCUCUACGGGAGUGAGCCUGGACCUCAGCCUGAAUGCACACCGCAGGAUCAGAGAAGAGACAUCAGAUAAUCGCUUCUUCUGGAACCAGUCCCUGCACCUGCACCUGAAGCACUACGGGGUGAACUGCGACAACUGGCUGCUGAGGCUCAUGUGCGGCGGCGUGGAAAUCCGCACCAUCUAUGCGGGUCACAAGCAGGCCAAGGCUUGCGUCAUCUCCCGCCUCAGCUCAGAGAGGGCGGGCACGCGCUUCAACGUCCGAGGCACCAACGACGACGGCCAGGUGGCCAACUUUGUGGAAACCGAACAGGUCAUAUUCCUUGACAACAAAGUGUCAUCCUUCAUUCAAAUCCGUGGAUCAAUACCUUUAUUCUGGGAGCAGCCAGGCAUACAGGUCGGUUCCCAUCGUGUCAGGCUGUCCCGUGGCUUCGAGGCCAACGCACCAGCUUUUGAGAGGCACUUCGUGGCCCUGAAAAGGCUCUACGGCAAACAGGUGAUCAUUAACCUGCUGGGCAUGAAGGAGGGGGAGCACAUGCUGAGCAAAGCCUUCCAGAGUCACCUGAAGGCCUCGGACCAUGCCAACACCGUGAAGAUGGUCAACUUUGACUAUCACCAAAUGGUGAAAGGAGGGAAGACGGACAAGCUGUCGAGCGUUCUGAAGCCGCAGGUCAACAAGUUCCUGGAAGAGUGCGGCUUCUUCUAUUACUCCGUUGACGCUGGCAUUCAGAGAUGUCAGACUGGGACACUUCGACUCAACUGCCUAGACUGCCUGGACAGAACAAACAGUGUCCAAGCCUUCUUUGCUCUUGAGAUGCUUCCCCAGCAGCUGGAGGCUAUGAGCCUUACAGAGAAACCCCAGCUGGUGGCCCGCUUUCAGGAGGUCUUCCGCACCAUGUGGUCACUCAACGGAGACUCCAUCAGCAAGAUCUAUGCUGGCACAGGGGCUCUGGAUGGCAAGGCUAAGGGGGCGAAGCUGAAGGAUGGAGCACGCUCCGUCACCAGGACCAUCCAGAACAACUUUUUUGACACCUCCAAGCAGGAGGCCAUCGACAUCCUGAGGCUGGGCAGCACUCUGAACAGCGACCUGGCGGAUAAAGCCCGCGCCCUGCUCACCACCAGCAGUCUCUACGUCUCUGAGCCCAUUUUGCAAUCAGCGGCUCCCAGGGUGCUCCUGGGCAUGUGCCAGAACCACCACAAGUACACCAGACCCAAGAAGAUCCGCGUGUGCGUGGGCACGUGGAACGUCAACGGCGGCAAGCAGUUCCGCAGCAUCGCCUUCCGCAACCAGACGCUGAACGACUGGCUGCUGGACGCUCCCAAAAACGCCAGCCUCCCCGAGUUCCAGGACAGCAGGGCCCACCCUGCUGACAUCUUCGCCAUCGGCUUUGAGGAAAUGGUGGAGCUGAAUGCUGGCAACAUAGUCAGUGCAAGCACCACCAAUCAGAAGCUGUGGGCGGCAGAGCUACAGAAGAACAUCUCGCGGGAUCAUAAGUACGUGCUGCUGGCGUCCGAGCAGCUGGUGGGGGUCUGCCUCUUCGUCUUUGUUCGGCCCCAGCAUGCCCCGUUCAUCCGAGAUGUUGCUGUGGACACAGUCAAGACUGGCAUGGGGGGAGCCACAGGAAACAAAGGGGGCGUGGCUAUCCGCAUGCUCUUCCACACCACCAGCAUCUGCUUCGUGUGCUCGCAUUUUGCUGCUGGCCAGUCACAGGUCAAAGAGAGAAACGAUGACUACAAUGAGAUCACCCGCAAGCUCUCGUUCCCCAUGGGUCGUCUGCUCUACUCCCAUGAUUAUGUGUUCUGGUGUGGUGACUUCAACUAUCGUAUCAGCCUGCCCAACGAGGAGGUCAAAGAGCUGAUCAGGCAGCAGAACUGGGACAGCCUUAUUGCUGGGGACCAGCUGGUAGAGCAAAAGAAUGCAGGCCUGAUAUUCAAGAAUUUCAUUGAAGGAAAGCUGGACUUUGCUCCUACCUACAAGUACGACCUCUUCUCUGAUGACUACGACACGAGCGAGAAGUGCCGCACACCUGCCUGGACCGACCGUGUGCUCUGGAGGAGGAGGAAGUGGAACUUCCAGAAAACUGCAGAGGAGAUGGAUCUAAAUGUCGUAGGAGCGCCAUUAGAUGAGGAAGAUGAACACCUGUGGAGCCCUGGAGAUCUGAAGUACUAUGGCAGAGCAGAGCUGAAGACCUCAGACCACAGGCCGGUGGUUGCCAUCAUAGACGUGGACGUCCUGGAGGUGGAUCCCGAAGUGCGCCACCAGGUAUACAAAGACGUAAUCGCCCUGCAAGGCCCGCCCGAUGGCACCAUCCUGGUCUCGCUCGGCGCCUCCGGACCCAGUGACUACUUUGACGAUGCCCUCAUCGACGAGCUGCUGGACAAGUUUGCCAGCUUCGGCGAGGUCAUCCUCAUCAGGUUUGUGGAGGAGAAGAUGUGGGUGACGUUUUUGGAAGGGUACUCUGCACUAGCUGCCCUGUCCCUCAGUGGAUCUACUGUAAUGGGGAAGACCAUAGACAUCUGUCUGAAGAGCCCCGACUGGAUCAGAAGUCUGGAGGAGGAGAUGAGCGUGGAGAGGAUCUGCGGAAACAUCCCCAUGUCGGGCAGCUCCACGCUGCUCGCCGAGGACACCGACAUGGGAGACGAGUUCGACAUGGAGGGUGACGUAGACGAGGAGGUGGAGGACAUAGUCCCGCAACACCUGCAGCCUGGUCUGGGCAUGGGGCCAGGCAGUUCACCUGCUGCCUCGCCUCGCACCAGCCCUUGCCCGUCCCCGACCCACGGCGAGCCCCCGCUGCCCAUUCGGCCAAGCAGGAUGCCCCCUCGCACGGCCGCCCCGCCCCAAGGUUCUCCCAUGGACAAUCAGGGAGUUGGAGUCCCCCCUCCUCAAGGCGUGGAGCCUAAACGGCUUCCGCCGCCACGGCCCAACGCACCCCCGGCCAGGCCUGCUCCACCCCAGCGCCCUCCACCCCCAUCAGGACAAAAAAGCCCCGCUUUAGCCAGAGCAGAUAUUGCUGGACGAGGCCAAGCUGCAGGAGUCUCACGCCAGAACAUGCCUCCUAGAGCAGGUGUUAUCAGUGUGCCUCCCCAGUCCCGCCCGCCUCCUCCAGCCCACCCCGGGGCUCCACGCCCCGUAGGCGAGGUGCAUCCAGGGGCCCCUCGGCCCUCCUCAGACAACCACCCAGGAGCCCCGAGACCCAUCCCAGAACCGCAGAGAAAACCAUCAGAGCUCCCUCUGGGUCCUCCCCCCUCACUGCCGGGCCCCAUCAGGCCCCAGGUGGCCUCUCCCAUGCAGGCCCAGGCCACAUCCCCCAUGCGCCCACAGCCACAGCUGCCCCCGCCCAUGGUGCCGCAGCUGCCCCCGCCCAUGGUGCCCACAUUGGCUGCCCCCCUGCAGCCUCAGCCGGCGGCCCCGCUCGCCGGCGCUGCAGCCCAGCCUCCCCCCCAACCUGGCCUCUCCUCCCCCAAGCCGCCACCCCGCAGUCGCUCCUCCCACGCCCUGCCACCCGAUGCCGCCCCUGCUCCCGCCCUGUCUGCUGCUCCUGCUUCUCAGACCAACGUGAUGAACGGAAUCCAAAGAGAAGCACAAUGGAAACCCAACCCUUUCGACUCUUUAACCUCUGACCUCUUCUCCUCCACCUCCUGGCUGAACUCCCAGCCUCUGACACGUCAUGCCUCCCUCCACACCUCUUCAUCAUCCUCUUCCUCUUCUGCCUUGUCCACCUCCUUGUCUGUGGAUUCCACAUCCCUGUUUCCCCAGCAGAGCCUGGCUCUGACCCCAGCCCCCGGCACCACACCCUCUUUACUGGCCCUUCCGCUGCCCUCGCGCAGCCGCUCGCAGGAGACCCUGCGCGCCUCCCCCAACCCCUUCCUGUUGGACCUCCAGCCCCGGCCCAGCAGCGCCAACCCGUUCACCGGCGACCUGUCCGUGCCGCAACGCCGUUCACUCACACCCGACCUCCACGCCCUGCAGCAGGUCCAGGUGACUGAGACGAGCCCCCAGCGAGCUACGCUCGUCCUGGGCCACAGUGCCACGCUACCCCCCUCCUUCUCCAGCGCGCCGGCAUUGGCUCAGCCAAGGAAUGCCAAGACGUGGGUCACCUUUGAAGAUGAUUGGGACUUAGCCAUAUCGGGAAAAGCACCAGCAGCGGUGACGAUGACGGGGUGUCCCCUCCAGCCUCGGCACUGUGACCCAAGUGUCCAGCAGCCCCAGAGCAACGUCCACAGGUCCACCUCCAACGGCAGCUGGGCAGCCCCUUCCACCGCUGCGUUCCUAGCACUGCCCCCUCCCAUCCCGACCAGGACUAACCCCAGUGCUGCACCAAGGAACCCCAUAAUCCCCAGCACUACCAAUGAUUUCAUGGAACGAUGAUGAUACAAAGUAUAAUGUUCGACUGAGGAAUAUGUGGAAAACUGGAGAAACAUAAUUCUGUAUUUACAUGUAUGAUUUGUGCUAUUUCUGAAGUGUAGUCCCUCUAAAAUAGAUCUUUCGAUCACUCUCUAACCCAGAGCAGAACCAUGUUGAACUCAACGCAGUUCUCUUAUGCUAGAAUAAUAAUUGGCAAAGGACUGGUGCAUGUAUCAAUACCCAUAUUUGAAUACAUACACAUGCACACAACUGUGAAAUACUGUGCAAUAUAUAAGCAUCCCCUGGCCAGAUGCUUCUUAUCAAAUGCAUUAACUAUUAUGCAGAUUUAUGACCGUAUAUCAUGCAGCAUUUCAAUCCUGAGCUGCAAAAUGGUAAAUGUCUCUCUAGGAACACGCUAUGUGGUGUUUUGCACAACUUUAGUUUCUGUGGAAUCUUCAGUGGAAAUAGCCAUUCCCUGCUAGUCCUUUUUAACAUGGCCCCUGUUUUAAUGAAAACAGCUACAUAAUUGGGGAUUCUGUGAUUCUUUAUCGGGACUUCUCAUUAAGAAUGUUUCUUCAGUUUUAAUGUUUGUUUAUAUCACCUAAUAUGAUGGCAAGGAUAAAUCAUGUUGCUUACUUGGAUGUGUGUGAUCAGACAGGCUGUUUUUCUGUAUUCUCUUUUAUGUCUAGACUGAUGUGCUUAAGUAAAUAAGUUGUGAA
Electrophorus electricus (electric eel) is the source of this 5670-nucleotide messenger RNA. It is a transcript of the gene synj1, whose product is annotated as synaptojanin 1. Gene Ontology annotation, molecular function: nucleic acid binding; SH3 domain binding; phosphatidylinositol-4,5-bisphosphate 5-phosphatase activity. NCBI's taxonomy places the organism in Eukaryota, Metazoa, Chordata, Actinopteri, Gymnotiformes, Gymnotidae. The record is from RefSeq and is a predicted model, not a curated record. Gene Ontology annotation, biological process: phosphatidylinositol dephosphorylation; synaptic vesicle endocytosis.